AUGCCCACCCCACCUGUCCACACCUCCACCUGUCCCCACCUCCCUAUGUCCCCACCUCUCCAUGACCACCCCACCUGUCCACACCUCCACCUGUCCACACCUCCCUAUGCCCACACCACCUGUCCACACCUCUGUAUGCCCACACCUUCCCAUGUCCACAGCUCCCUAUGUCCACACCUCCCUAUGUCCACACCUCUACCUGCCCACACCUCCCUAUGUCCACACCACCUGUCCACAACUCUGUAUGCCCACACCUUCCCAUGUCCACACCUCCCUAUGUCCACACCUCCCUAUGUCCACACCUCCCUAUGUCCACACCACCUGUCCACACCUCUGUAUGCCCACACCUCCACCUGUCCACACCUCUGUAUGCCCACACCUCCCCAUGUCCACACCUCCCUAUUCCCACACCUCCCUAUGCCCACACCUCCCUAUUCCCACACCUCCCCAUGCCCACACCUCCCUAUGCCCACACCUCCACCUGUCCACACUUCCCUAUGCCCACACCUCCCCAUGCCCACACCUCCACCUGUCCACACCUCCCCAUGCCCACACCUCCCCAUGCCCACACCUCCACCUGUCCACACCUCCCCAUGUCCACACCUCCCUAUGUCCACACCAACUGUCCACACCUCUGUAUGCCCACACCUCCCCAUGUCCACACCUCCCCAUGCCCACACCUCCCUAUGUCCACACCUCCCUAUUCCCCCACCUCCCCAUGCCCACACCUCCACCUGUCCACACCUCCCCAUGUCCACACCUCCCUAUGUCCACACCACCUGUCCACACCUCUGUAUGCCCACACCUCCCCAUGUCCACACCUCCCCAUGCCCACACCUCCCUAUGUCCACACCUCCCUAUUCCCACAACUCCCCAUGUCCACACCUCCCCAUGUCCACACCUCCCUAUGCCCACACCUCCCCAUGCCCACACCUCCACCUGUCCACACCUCCCCAUGCCCACACCUCCCCAUGUCCACACCUCCCCAUGUCCACACCUCCCCAUGUCCACACCUCCCCAUGUCCACACCUCCCCAUGCCCACACCUCCCCAUGCCCACACCUCCACCUGUCCACACCUCCCCAUGCCCACACCUCCACCUGUCCACACCUCCCUAUGUCCACACCUCCCUAUGCCCACACCUCCACCUGUCCACACCUCCCCAUGUCCACACCUCCCUAUGCCCACACCUCCACCUGUCCACACCUCCCCAUGUCCACACCUCCCCAUGCCCACACCUCCCCAUGUCCACACCUCCCCAUGCCCACACCUCCCCAUACCUCCCCAUGCCCACACCUCCACCUGUCCACACCUCCCCAUGCCCACACCUCCACCUGUCCACACCUCCCCAUGCCCACACCUCCACCUGUCCACACCUCCCCAUGCCCACACCUCCCCAUGUCCACACCUCCCCAUGUCCACACCUCCCCUUGCCCACACCUCCCUAUGCCCACACCUCCACCUGUCCACACCGUUCUGA
Messenger RNA from Cololabis saira (Pacific saury), 1479 nucleotides. RefSeq lists its product as uncharacterized. The record is from RefSeq and is a predicted model, not a curated record. The coding region runs from base 1 to 1479 and encodes 492 amino acids. The transcript has a single exon. Lineage: Eukaryota; Metazoa; Chordata; Actinopteri; Beloniformes; Belonidae.